CUGAUUUACCGUGGGUUUAACAAUCCACGAUGCAGAUUGCAUUUGCAGCAAAGUUAUUCACCGAGGUUUAACAAUUGAGCAAGUAGGCAUCAAGGGUUCUCACUCAACUCAUUUGAGCAAGCACCUGGCGUGCGUCCGGUAAGAUGGUGAACAAAGCAUGGCGAAUAAUCCCACGACCCCUCCUGGAGACCAUCCUCAACAACCACGCCAACCACCACCGUGUCCCGCAGCCGCUCAUUCUCCACGGCCCCCGCGGCGUCGGCAAAACCACUCUCGUCCUCGAACGGCUUAUGGAGAACUGGAAUAAGGAUGGGCAUGUGGCUGGGUAUGUGGACUUGGCGGAGUCGAUUGAGUCGAAUCACCCGAAACACGGGCAUUCGUAUCCCUGGGCUUCGUGGUCUGUUUGUAAGGCUCCGCGGCUUGAUUAUGUUUCGUCUCAGAUUGAUGAUUGUCUUGAGAUGAUGGCUUAUAAGGGAAUUGAACUCGGGACUAUUAGUUCUCACCAAAUUUAUAAGACUAUGAGUAAAUGGCACAAUUUGAAUGCGUCUGUUAAGCAGGUUUUGGGAGGGGAGGGUGGGAGGGUUGGUAAGAUGUCGGGGUUGAAGUUGUGGGAGCGGGCAGUGUCUAGGUUGAGUGUUCGAGGGGAUGUGGAGGGGAGUAAGGGGGUUUUGGGGGUGGGGGAGAAGGGGAGGAGUUUGAGUGUUGGUGAGGGUGCAUAUUAUAGGGAAGCUGUUGCGGCGUUGAGGUUGGCAAAAGAGGUGAUUAAAGUGCAGCAGAAGUGGAGAGGGAAUGCUGUUAGGGAGUUGAAUGAGAAAGGGGGGUUUUCGAGGUCGUUGGCCAAUUCGGCUACUGACUGGCCUUGUCUUUUGUUGGAACUUUUGUCUGCUGCUUCAGAACUUGAUUACUUUCAGCCAAAACUGGUUAUCAACAAUAUCGAUGUCCUAAAGAAUGCCGAACUAGUAGAUGAUACAACAGUCCGUGCAUCAUUGUAUCAUGACAGUCUGAUAUGGAGGAUUAUAGCGUUGGGCGCCAAUGAAAGAAUUCUCCCUGUUAUUCUUCUGACAUCUGACAGCUAUUACUCAUACCGUGCUUACAUGGAUUUUGGGUUUCCAGAUAUAUUCAUUUCUCGAGAGACCUUUGGAUGGACUCCUCAAGAGGGUAAACUCCAUAUGGUUGAUGAUUAUUUCAGUCCUGCUGAGUGGAAUGUGAUUGUUGAGGUUCUAGGGCCAAACCCACGACAUCUGUUUGAGCUAUAUGCACUUAAACAAAGCAACUAUUACCAGAAGAUCAUGGAUGAUAGGAGCAGUUCAUUUGAGGAUAUUGUUGAUGCGUAUUUGGCGUAUUUGCAAAUAACAGUGGUAAAUCCUGCCAUGGAUAAAGCAUUGUCACUCGUGGAAAAGUUUGCUAUAGAUGCACGGAGUGGGAAGAUUCCAAAAGAUAGACUACGGUUUGGAGCUCCUUGGAGACACCCUCCACCUGCAAGCAGCACUGAGUUGCUCUCACGGUGGGCCAAACUUCAACUACUAGAUUUUGUCCAGUCUCUAGUUAGUACGGAAUUUGGGAUCAACUAUCUGGCUGAUUGUAGCCUUGAGAUCUUGGACGAUCCUUCAGCUCUUGCAUUAGUAGAGGUUGGCUUGCUUUAUGCCCAGCGGGACCCAUCCUUUAUUCGCCCUGUAUCUCGUGGUAUCCAGAGAUGUCUUGUGAGAUGGCUUGUCCAGGAACGACUGCAGAUGAGCAUUCAGGGUUCACUCCGCUAUCUGUGGCAGCGAACUAUAAGAGGCCGGAGCUACCGUCAUUUGAUGUUACAAGUAGGCUAUAAGUAGAGCUGUAGUUUACUCGAGAAAUAUGACCGGUGUCAUUCAAGAUAUAGAUUUUGGCAGAGCCUCUUUAUACCCUGUGCAUCAAUUACUCGGAACAGCAUUAAAAUAAUACUAAAGGGACGGCAUUUGUAAUUAUGAGUGGAGUAUAUUGUACCUGUCAUUCUUGUGAAGCAAGCUUUUGGAUUCCGAAGGCCGAGAGGACACCCUAUUGGAUAGUGAUAUGACCUAAUGUUGCAUCACGCAUUCCAAGAUUUUGCAUACUGAAAGGACUCCCCACAGUUAUAAAUUUUGGGAGAUUUCUUGUUAAAUUCCUAAUCAUUCCGCUAGCAACAGCUCUAAACAACAGUAGGACAUGGGACGAAAGAGACAGGUACCAGCUCUUGAUCUUCACAGGAACAUACUUGUAAAAAUUAUCUUUUGCAACUUAUAUUUGCUUUAUACAGAAAACGAGUUUAUUAUUUAACCACAAACAGGGAGUUAGAAGCUGUGCAGCCCGGAGAAGCAAACUGCCUGGUAUUUAUUCUACAUUAUUAUACAAUGUUCAACUUAUCACUCAUACAUGCUUAAUUUGUUUAAGCAAAGACUAUAAAUGAGUUAAAAAGAUCUCGUAACUCAUACUACUUCACUCCGCUGAUAUGUGAUCAAUUGUACGCUGUGUGUUCAUUUCAUUGCUCUAUAUAACUCGUUAAUUCCUGUGUGACAAACCGGUAUGUUGGUUGAGAAGAGUCUCUUUGAAGUGUCAAA
Messenger RNA from Daucus carota subsp. sativus, 2564 nucleotides. RefSeq lists its product as uncharacterized. NCBI's taxonomy places the organism in Eukaryota, Viridiplantae, Streptophyta, Magnoliopsida, Apiales, Apiaceae. The coding region runs from base 144 to 1823 and encodes 559 amino acids. The record is from RefSeq and is a predicted model, not a curated record. The transcript has 13 exons.